AUGCCUGCCCCCCUAACCCCCCAUGUCCCGCUUAUCGCCUCUAUUGAUGUCGGUACUUCGUCCUCGCGUGUAAUCAUGUUCAACAAACAAGGCCAAGAAGUCGCCAAACACCAAGUGGAAUAUUCGACCCCUCAUCGUACUCAUCCACCCGAUAAGGCCGCACAUUAUACGGCAGAAGGGUUGACCGUGCGAGAAUCCAGUCUUGUGGAGUUCGAAAAAGACCCCGGUUGUGACAGCAGCAACAGCUAUAGUGCCUCCGGGGCGCCUCCGCGCUCGUCUCCGCGCUCGUCUCCUGAUUCCUUGGUGGACUCCGGGGACUCGCCCACGCUAUCUUUCCCUCAACCAGGCUGGAUCCAAUGUAACCCAAUCAAUAUUCUAUCCAACGUGUUGAAAUGUUUGGCUGCUACCACAAACACUCUUCACGAACUAAACAGCCACCGUGCCAAGCACGACUUGGCCCCCUAUCAGGUCAAAUGUAUGGGGAUAGCCAAUAUGCGUGAGACAAUUGUGGUGUGGUCCCAUUCCACGGGGAAAUUGUUGGCCGAUUAUGCCAUUUGCUGGAACGACACCCGUAAUUUGCCCCUGCUCAAUAAGCAUUUUGCCGUGCCUGAAAAUAAAGCUCGUUUGGAGGAGUUGAAACGCAUUACAGGGUUGCCCUUGGACUCUACGUAUUUUUCGUGUUCCAAGAUUCGUUGGUUGAUCGACAACGAGCCACGUGUGAGAGAGGCGUAUGAGAAACGUGACUUGGUGUUUGGUACUGUAGACACGUGGCUGUUGCACCAUUUGACAGACACGCGUGUUCUUGCCUCGGACGUGACCAAUGCGUCUCGUACUGGGUUUAUGAACAUCCACACGUUGGAUUACGACAAGCAGUUGUUUGAAUUCUGGGGGCUUGAUAUGGCCUGUUUUGUGUUGCCAGAUAUCCGCCCAUCGGCAUACAAGUUUGGGAAUUUGUCUACUUCUUCACCCCUGGUGCCAGCCUCGUUGCCAUUUAUCCAAGAUUUACGCGACUUCCUAACGGGGCAUCCUUCAAUCCCAUUACAGGGCUGUCUUGGCGAUCAAUCUGCCUCUCUUGUAGGCCAGCUGUCUCACAAACGUCGUAAUGCUAAAGUUACUUACGGUACCGGUGCGUUCCUGUUACUGAACACAGGCCAAUCCCCAUUGUUCUCACAGAAUGGGGCCCUUACUACAUUGGCCUAUCAUUUCCCCAAUUUGUCUUCCACUCCUACCUAUGCACUAGAAGGGUCCAUUGCUGUGGCUGGUUCAGCCGUCCAAUGGCUUCGUGAUAACCUGCGUCUAUUCCCCAAUGCCCAAGAUAUCGGACCUAUGGCCAGUUCGGUCCCAGAUACCGGAGGUGUGGUUUUCAUUCCUUCGUUCAACGGGCUAUGGUCUCCCUACUGGGACCCUCACGCCCGUGCCUCCAUGUUUGGGGUCACCCUGUACACCACAGCAAACCAUAUUGCCCGUGCCGCCGUCGAGGGUGUUUGCUACCAGGUUCGAGCCAUUUUGAAAGCCAUGAGUAAAGACAUGCUGGAAGAGGAGGAUAAAACCGGAGUUACGGAAGUCGCCACUCCGCCUACGUCAUCGGAUUCCCAGCUGUUGGAUGAUGACAAUGGGAUAGAUCUGUACGAAUCUGGCACUACAAGUACUCUUUCGGCAGACGGAGGGAUGUCUCGUUCCGAUGAGGUCAUGCAGAUCCAAGCAAACAUUCUCGGCCCCUGUGUCAAGAUCAGACGUUCGCGUAUCUCCGAAUGUACCGCUUUGGGUGCUGCCAUAGCCGCCAAUUUCGCGUUCGAGAAUGUCGAGGACCGUGUUUGGAAGGAUUGGCACGACAUUAAGGACUGGGUGUAUUAUAAUGGUAAGAGAAAGGAGUUUAUUGAAAAGAAGAUUGCCAAGUCUAAGGAGAUGUCCCUUUCCACCACCACCAACGCUUCUACAACAGGCUCUAAACUAGACGACGACGGUAAUGUCAACGUUACAUAUUUCUUUUCAAACUCUACAGACGAACAGAGAAGAAAGAAUUGGAAGAGAUGGCAAGUUGCCAUCAAGAGAUCCACAGGUUGGCUACAAGAAGUGGAAGAUUAA
Molecule: messenger RNA, 2085 nt
Organism: Henningerozyma blattae CBS 6284
Lineage: Eukaryota; Fungi; Ascomycota; Saccharomycetes; Saccharomycetales; Saccharomycetaceae
Gene: GUT1
Product: glycerol kinase
Exons: 1
Coding region: 1-2085 (694 amino acids)
Biological process (GO): triglyceride metabolic process; glycerol metabolic process; glycerol-3-phosphate biosynthetic process
Cellular component (GO): mitochondrion
Molecular function (GO): glycerol kinase activity
Source: RefSeq, a predicted model, not a curated record